Trematosphaeria pertusa is the source of this 1553-nucleotide messenger RNA. Its product is annotated as FAD/NAD(P)-binding domain-containing protein. The record is from RefSeq and is a predicted model, not a curated record. Lineage: Eukaryota; Fungi; Ascomycota; Dothideomycetes; Pleosporales; Trematosphaeriaceae. The coding region runs from base 196 to 1479 and encodes 427 amino acids. Gene Ontology annotation, molecular function: FAD binding. The transcript is spliced from 2 exons.
GGCGUUUCAUCGUGUUCUCGAGUCGCAAAGAGUACUCGUUUCGCCCUGACAAGCCCCGCGGAUUGGGUAAGUUAUACAGGCACGUAGGCUCCUGCUCGGGGUCGGAUCGCAAGGGUUCCGCUGGACCUCAGGACAUAAAGGCCUCUGUUGGAGGCAGCUUAGAGAGCGAUAUGAACUGUUUGACCUGAUAGCAAAAUGGCUCAAAAGCCGCUUUCCAUACUCAUAUCCGGCGCCGGCGUCGCGGGCUCCUCGCUCGCCCUCAUGGCUGCCUGUCAACCCUUAUUCAAUCCCAAACCCAUCAUCACGCUCCUCGAGCGCUCCGCCACGCCGCGUACCACUGGACAGGCCAUUGACAUCCGCGGCCCUGCAGUUCGCGUGAUUCGCCAGCUUGGGCUCGAGAAGAAGAUUAAGGAGCUACACACGACCGAACUUGGCAUCAUUAUCGUCAACGCAAGGGGCAAGAAUGUUGCGCAGUUCGACGCAAGUGGCGACGCCGAUAAGCAGGCCGCAUUUUCGAGCGAGUAUGAGAUCCUCCGGGGCGAUUUAACGGCCUUGCUGCUGCAGGAGAUUGAAGCUGCUCGGGAGGGCGAGCAAGCGAAUGUGAAGAUUGUCUAUGGCGAGAGCAUCGAUUCGCUGAAAGAGCAUGAUGAUGGCGUGGCAGUGAAGUUCGGGAACGGGAAGCUCGAACCGCAAAAGUACGAUGUCGUGGUCGCAGCGGACGGAAUGUCAUCACGGACUCGCCCCAUGAUUUUCAAGGAGCAGGCUCCGCAAGAGUGUACCAACCCGAUUGGAAUGUUCAUUGCGUACUUUACGAUUCCGCGUAUUAAAGAUGACGACGACUACUGGCGCUGGCGCAAUGUCCCUGGUGGUUUGGCCGCCCACAUUCGGCCGCAUCGCAACAAGACGACGAUGGGAGUCUACCUUUCGGUCGUGAACGCGAAGAAAGAGCGGCUACCGGAACUUGAUGAGGUGCUUUCCAAGGACGCUAACGCUCAAAAGGCCUUUCUGCGAAAACGGUUCGAGGGUGGAGGCUGGAAAACCGAACGUCUUCUCGACGGCAUGGACCAAUGUGGCGACUUCUACAUGCAGCAAGUCGCUCAGAUUCGAAUGCCGAAUUGGACCAAAGGCAGAUGUGCCAUCGUGGGCGAUUCAGCAUUUGCCACGAUGGGCAUAGGCACCAGUUUGGCUAUGACUGGUGCGUACAUCAUUGCUGGGGAGCUAGCAAAGAUGAGCUCAACCAGUUCUGAGGAUAUUUCAGCGGCCCUGGGACGAUACGAGGAGAUUUUCAGGCCUUACGUUGACAAUCAUACUACGGCCCCGCUAGGAUUUCCGCAGUUUGCGAACCCGCAGACGAAAUUUGGUAUUGGGGUCUUACAUGCAGUGCUGAAAGCUGCAUACUGGACAAGACUGGAUAAGCUCUUUCAAGGGCUUGGUGACACAAAGGAAGAGGAGUGGAAGCUGCCCGAUUACCGCUGGUAGCUGGCGAUCUCCUUGCGCAUAUCAUAUGAAAUGAGCGUCAGCCUCUAGUAGAUUCCUCUGAUCGGAAGUCUGGC